Molecule: messenger RNA, 990 nt
Organism: Naegleria fowleri
Lineage: Eukaryota; Heterolobosea; Eutetramitea; Acrasida; Naegleriidae
Exons: 1
Coding region: 1-990 (329 amino acids)
Source: RefSeq, a predicted model, not a curated record
AUGUCUCAUUUUCUUCCCACGUCUCUCUCGCUGUACAUUCUCACGACGUACACUUCGGCGUUUGGAUUUCUCUUGUUGGUACUGAUCGCAUGUUUCUUUCUCUAUUGGAUCAUUAUACGUUCAAAAGGAAACAAAAAUCAAUUAAAUAAUACAUUCAUGAUGGCCUUCCAUGUGUCAUCGACAUUAAAAUUAGCUCGGAUUGGAAUGAUUUGUUUAUCGCUGAAAAUACUCGAAAUGGCAACCUUUAUUUGGUAUGGAUGGAUGUAUGUUCAGGAUAAAUAUCAAACGGUUUAUUGGUCUGGAUCCAUCGCUCUCGUUGUUUCGGAUUAUUUAUUUCAAGUGUGUUUCACAUGGUUUGUUUUGGAAUUAGUUUUUGAAGGAAUUCGGAAAGCAUGCAAAGUAUCGGUGAUGAAAUAUCAUGGAAAAUGGUUUUCUUUUUUUAUUUCCAUGUUGGUGUUUUUGGGAGUGUUUGGAUGUUGUUUUGGAUAUUUGGUCACACCUCUGAUUUUCAUCAUGCAUUUAUUUUGUAAUUUUGUUUCUGUGAAUAGUGUGGAAACAGCUCAUUGGUCAACGAAUUUAUCACAUGUUUUGAUUUUAGGAAUUUGCUCAUUAUUUCUCCUCGUAUUAAGUUCGAGAAUGAAAAAUGAAUACAAACAUGUGGUCGAUCAUGUGGAUGUGGAUUUUAACGAGACGGAAGAACAAGUGUCACUCAAAACAAGACAAGCUGCAAGACUUGUUGCAAUCAUGUCUAUAUUGAUUUUGGUGUAUUGUUUUGUCUUUUUGAUGCAAAAUGUCUUUUUAGAAAUUCCACAAAUUUAUGUCAGAGAAUUAAGUGUAUUAGGUGCCUCGAAUACCAUCUCUGAUAACCUUCAUUUGUGGUUUAAUGUUUUACCUCAAUUUUACAUUCCAGUGAUGUUCAUAUUCUUUGGUCUCUGUAUUGGGAAAUUUAACUCUAUUCAAGAUCCCAACAUGUACAUCAAUCGCUAUUAA